AUGGCGUUCAACCUUCGUCCGAGUUCGAGGGACCCCUCACCGCAAUCUCAGAUGAGAGACCAGCAGUACAGCGUCUCGCCGGUCUCACCGAAUCUCUCCCGGCGCACAUCGGAGACACGGCUGGGGCCAACUGAUGCGGAGAGGCCGUCAUCGGAAAGCCGAGUCAAGCGCGCCGGCGGCGCUGAGGCCCAAGUUGCUGAAGUCAACGACCCGCUAGUAUCUGUUGAUGGGCAGAAUCAGACAAGAUCGUACAAGCCCGUUGCCACAGAUGACCAGGCCCACGGCAAGAUCUCAGGUCGCAAAAACUACAGUGCCACGGCACCCACCAUCUUCGCCGACUUCGCUGUAGUUAUCUUGCCGUUAGCUGUCAUCGUCUUCAUUGUACUAGUAUGGCGUCUCGACGGCUCACAAGUUGGAGACGAUCUCUCAGCCUGGGAGAACGCAAUCACCGUGCUUGCCACGGCAUUCCCUAUCCUCUUUGCGUCGGUUAUUGGCCGUCUGAUGUCGGAGGCUGCUCGCUGGAAGCUUGAGAAGGGAGGAACCAUGGGCUUCCUCGAGCAGCUCAUGGGCAGCAGGACCGUUGGCUCAACUGUGAUCACCCUUUUCCAACUCCGAACGUUGAAUUUCGUUGCUAUUGGACUGUUCCUCGUCUGGGCGUGUUCACCCCUGGGAGCACAAGCCUUCCUGCGUAUGAUGGACACGAGUCUCGUACCUGAUCCCAGCCCCGUCGACAUAGCCUAUUUCGACACGCAAGCGCCUCUCGCAGAUGGCGUAUCGUCGGGACAGGGCAGCAGCGUCGUGGACAGUCUGAACAGACCGAAGCUUGCGAGUCUGGCAACACUGUACACAAUCCUCGUCGGAACACCGAAGGCGAAUAAAAUCGACGCCAUGGACCUGUGGGGCAACGUGAGAAUCCCUUACUUGAGUGAGGAUGCAGAUAGUACGUGGAGGAGCAUCUCGAGCAACCCCGAAGAGGUCGAAUACUCGUCGCUGGCCGGUGUUCCAGUUCACUAUGCUGGAACGGGAAACGCAACCUUUUCUCUGGAGUCGAGUUACAUCCGCCUCGUAUGCCCAAACGCUACCAAGUUCCCCGCUUCGGAUAUCGCCAAGGGCACUGCGAACAGGACAGCCAAGGCCAACGUGACGACCGAUUACAUGACGGAGGAAUACCCUAAUGGAACAUGGCGAGGAUACGACUACCAACGAGGGUCCGGAGGCUACAUCUCAACUCAAUGGGGAAUUGCCAUUGACAGGUUCGUCGACCUGUACUGGAUAACCCAUGGAAAGGAGGGACAGGGAUGGGACUGGAUGCCAGCAUAUGCAGACAACGGAAGCCUGGCCAUGUUUUCCAACGAGACCGGAAUCACCGCAGGCCCGACGAAAUUUCUACUUCGAAUGGCUCUGGCUCAACCUCAAAUCACCAAGAAGAACCGCGACAACCUGGAGAUCAGUUGCGACAUCACCCAGAAGUACGUCGAGUCACGCGUCAGUUGCUCGUACCUCGCGGGCCAGCGAUCUUGCCGAGUCAUCGAGCAGCGAUUGUCACAGAAGACCCAUGCGCCGGAGCAAAUCACCCAACUAUCUUUCCCUCGAUCUUUCGACUUCUUCGCCGGCGAGAUGCCGGUCGCCACAGGCCGGGAUAUGACCGGCUUCAUCGAUCCGACUUUGUACUAUCUCAAAGACCCGACCUACGAAAACAUUUCUUCUGGCACGGCAGUCUUGAUGGAUGAGCUCGACACCUCGAAAGUCGGCGCACGCUUUGGACAGCUGCUCAACACGUAUCUCACCCUUAGCCAAGUUUCCAGCACGAUUGCAAACACCAGCACCGAAGCGGAUGCCGUUUUUCAGCCCAACAUCACCUUCAUAGGGGAGUCGUCGACCCUGCUGGAGACAUACGUCAUCUCAAAGCUGUGGAUAUCACUUUGCUUGCUGUCUGCCGUCGUUCUUCUGGCGGGAGGCAUUCUCAGCGUCGUGUUCAUCCACUUGACCCACGGCCCUGAGAUUCUCGGCUACGUCUCUACGACGAUCCGGAACUCGAAGUACAUUGAUCUGCCGUCAAGUACAACUUGGCUGGAUGGUUCGGAACUGACCAAUGAGCUGAAGAAGUUGAGGAUACGGUACGGGUUCAUUCGCGACGAGUCGAGGCAGCCGAUUAUGGCCGUCGGCCACGAAGAGGAAACUGCUUGGAUCAAAGAUGUUCUAGCUAGGAAGUAG
Messenger RNA from Colletotrichum chrysophilum, 2214 nucleotides. RefSeq lists its product as uncharacterized. The record is from RefSeq and is a predicted model, not a curated record. The transcript is spliced from 2 exons. Bases 1 to 2214 code for a protein of 737 amino acids. NCBI's taxonomy places the organism in Eukaryota, Fungi, Ascomycota, Sordariomycetes, Glomerellales, Glomerellaceae.